GAAAAGUACAAUAAAAUUCUGCUUCCAUACAAACAUGCAUUGCAAACAAGAACAAUCGCAAUCGCUUGCCCAUGCAUACAUACAUAUACAUACAUAUAUAGCAUUUAGAUAAAGUUGUUGCUUUUCGUGGGCGUUUUUAUCUAUUUUGAGUUGUUGUGGCAAUGCGAUUUGUUACCAAAUUGGCAUUAGUUUUGAUGAAAUGGUAUUCAAUGCCAAGUACUAUGCGGGCAAUUCAGCCGGUUUCAAGCAUCAACAGCAUUAUGAACAACAACAACAACAACAACAACAGCAACAACAACAGUCCCACAUACCCCAGCCACCACAAGAGCGUGCAACAAUAGCGCGAUACACGGAAAGUGAGUUAAAAGCUUUGAGCACAGUGUGUGGGAGUGAUACCACAGCCACAAGCUCAAUAACCGUAUCUGGUGGUGAUCCAGUGAAAUCCGUUAACGUAAUUGAUUUUAGUUCGGCGAGUAAUAAACACACAGCUAUUCGCCAGCACAUUAACAAUAACGGUAACAAUACAAACUUCUUAAUAACAACAACUACUGUAGGCAGCACAACAGACACUUUAGCGACAAAGCGUGAAAAUCCAUUAUUAAUAUCAACUACAAGUACAACAGCAACUACAAGAGGAAGUGUCGUAUACACUGCGGCAACGAGCAAUCCAACAACGACAUUCACGACAACACUACCAACCGCUAAUUGCCUAGCCGGCUAUUAUGGCUUAGGCAUACCCAAGUCUCCGUCAUUUCAUAGUGGGCUUGAUCAACUGGCCGACAAGCACGACAACUCAUACGUCAAUCGAACACAAUUGCCAAACGCCAACGGUCGCAACAGCGACGUUAGCUCACAUAGUAGUGUUGGUGGUGUUAGCGGUUUAAUAACGCGUACUACUGCUUCAACGGGCAGCGGUAUAAAAUUCAAAUUCACUAAUAUUGAAGAAAUCAAAGCGAAAUUUCUUGGUGGCGAAAAUUCUGGUUUCGGUUUACACUCAACCCGAGAUAACAGUGAUAUAAAACUAGCAAUGCCACAGCAGAAUCAGCAACAGCCGAUAGCAGAUAGUCAAGCCGCCAGCGCCGCAGUGUCAAUUGCAACAACCAACAACACAAUAUCGACUGCAACAACUGCUUCUAUUAGCACAGGUAUUGUUUCCGCUGCCGUUGCUUCAAUCUAUAAUUCAAACAACACAUCCUCUUCGACAUAUACCACAUAUAAUUCCAAUAACGCCGUCUCAGCUGCAUACGCUUCCAACAAUACAUCCUCAUAUUCCUCAUCGUCAUCCGCAUGUAGCAUAUCGGCUUCGACUGGAACGAGUACCACGGUGGUUGGUGGUAUGCCUAACAUAGUCGUUGGCGGCAAUGUCGGUGCUGGUAUUGGCAGUGCGGCUGCCAAUAACGUCAGCACUGCCAUUGUCACCGCAUCAACGACGGGCACGUCAUCUUCACUUGUUGCGACUCUGACACAACAUUUUUCAGCUGCCACCUCGGCCACAUCACUGCUUUCGACGGCCGCCUCAUCAUCACUAACCACUAACAAUAAGUCUCCGGUGAGUGCAGCAGCUGCGAUCAAAAAUAUUUUGAAUGCCACAAAAAGCGUUGGAAACUCAGCAGCGGCUGUGGCGGCGGGUAGUUUUAAUAAUGUUCAAGGACAAGCAGCGAAUUCCUCAGGCAGUGGCAAUGCAAAUGUGGCACAAAAUAUCGUCACUGGAAUUAGUAUUUCAUUGGGAAUCGGUGGUGGCGGUGGUGGUGGUGGUAGUACUGCUGCAGCAGGCAACAGUAACAGCAUAACAUCCGGUUCGUCAUUGUCCAGUGGCAAUGGAACAUCUUUAGCAGCCAGAUUAAAUAACUCUAUAGCAGCACAUUUUCAAAAUGGCGACGAUUCCAACAAUGAUGUUGGCAACGGUAGUGGUGAUGGUGCUGGUGUUAGUGGAGGUAACGGCGCAAAUAUUGACAAUACUAAUAGCAACGGUAAUCACAACACAAACGGCAAUGGCAUUCUGACGCCACAAACUUUGCAACAAAUCACUGGUAGUCCUGGGCGUGCACGAGACCGUAAUCUAUUCCAUUCACCAUCCACCACAUCGGCGGCUGUAACUUUGCCACUACUACGAGAAACACCCACAAAUGAACGAGAACAACUUUUAAUACAAAAGUUGAGACAAUGUUGUACGCUCUUCGAUUUUUCCGAGCCCUUAAGCGACCUAAAAUGGAAGGAGGUGAAGCGUGCUGCGCUGCAUGAAAUGGUCGAGUAUCUGUCUAAUCAGAAUGGCGUUAUUACAGAGGCAAUCUAUCCGGAGGCAAUAAAUAUGUUUGCGGUAAAUCUAUUUCGCACAUUACCUCCAUCAUCCAAUCCUAACGGUGCUGAAUUCGAUCCCGAGGAAGAUGAACCCACGCUGGAGUCAUCGUGGCCUCAUCUACAAUUUGUUUAUGAACUCUUUCUACGCUUCCUCGAAUCACCAGACUUUCAGCCAAAUAUCGCUAAACGUUAUAUCGAUCAUCAAUUUGUGUUGCAGUUGUUGGACCUUUUCGAUUCGGAGGAUCCACGCGAGCGUGAUUUCCUAAAGACUGUACUGCAUCGUAUCUAUGGGAAGUUUUUGGGUUUAAGAGCAUUUAUACGCAAGCAAAUCAAUAACGUAUUUUAUCGUUUCAUUUAUGAGACCGAGCAUCAUAAUGGCAUUGCUGAACUUUUAGAAAUUCUCGGUAGUAUUAUUAACGGUUUCGCCUUGCCACUUAAAGAGGAGCACAAACAAUUCUUGCUGAAAGUACUAUUACCAUUGCACAAAGCGAAAAGCCUAUCAGUUUAUCAUCCACAAUUAACAUAUUGUGUAGUUCAAUUUUUGGAGAAAGAUCCGAGUCUAUCGGAACCAGUCAUAAGGAGUCUUUUGAAAUUUUGGCCUAAAACUCACAGUCCUAAAGAAGUUAUGUUUUUGAAUGAAUUGGAGGAGCUGCUUGAUGUUAUUGAACCAGCUGAAUUUCAAAAAGUCAUGGAACCAUUAUUUCGGCAAAUCGCCAAAUGUGUCUCUUCACCGCAUUUCCAGGUGGCAGAACGAGCGCUUUAUUACUGGAAUAACGAGUAUAUAAUGUCGUUGAUUGCCGACAAUUCCCAAGUCAUAUUGCCCAUAAUGUUCCCGGCUUUGAAUCGUAACUCAAAAACGCAUUGGAAUAAGACGAUACAUGGACUGAUUUAUAAUGCACUUAAACUGUUCAUGGAAAUGAAUCAGCGUCUUUUCGACGAAUGCAGUCGAAACUAUCGACAAGAAAAGCAAAUGGAACGCGAAAAAAUGUCACAACGCGAGGAGCUUUGGAUGCAAGUGGAGUCUUUGGCCAAAAGUAAUCCGGAGUGGCCGAAGCUAGUUGGCCAAAUGGAUAAUUUAAGUAUUUCAAGUAGUCAAAAUGAGUUUGAAGAAAAUGAGAAUUGUGAUCUUACUUAUGACAAAUUGGAACAAGAAAGUAGACAGCAACAGAUACAACCACAACAACAGCAAACAGCACAGGAAACUAGAGAGAUACGUAAUAAAGACAAGCCGUUAUUGCGUCGGAAAUCGGAUUUACCGACAGACAGUGGCACAAUACGUGCACUAUUCGAACAUAAACGAACAGAUGACUACUUGAAGACACCACCAGAUGUUAACAAAUAUUAAACUAAAGAAAUAUACAAGGAAGUCAAUAAUGGAAAAGAAUACAUAUAUUAUAUUGCAUCGAUGGAAUGUUGAAAAUCAACACACAUAUAUUAAAACAUGGUUAAUCUAAUUAAUAUUUGACUUACUUUAUUUUAGCUGGAUAUGCAUAAAUAUAUAAAUUUUUUAAUAUCAUAUAAUAUUUAUGUUCAUUGAUUGAAGCACACAUAAAUGUUUACGUAUGCAUAUGCGAGUAUGUGUGUAUGUUACAUGCAACAGAAUGCAUGUUUCUUCUACAGUAGAGUGGUACAAAGUAAACAUGUAUGUAUGUAUGUAUUUUGAGCACUCCAGUUUGUAAAUACCAGUACUGUUUGUAAUGCAUUAAAUUUUUAAUAUACUUAUUAUUUCUUAAAAAAGUCGAAAGCAAUUGAACAAUGAAAAAGUAAUAAUUGCUUAAAGAAAACUAUCAUCUCAAGCGUAUUUAUAAUAAAAUAUACUAAAGCUGAAUUCUCAUUAAAUUACCGUUGCAACAAAUUUAAUUAAGCAAUAAUCAAUUAUAAAUUAGAAUUGGCGUAACACUGGUGUAUACAUACAUAUAUACAUACAUACAUACAUAAAAAAGUUUAAAACUAUAAAUAAAUGCGAAAACCUAGAUAGAAAGGUUAU
Ceratitis capitata (Mediterranean fruit fly) is the source of this 4285-nucleotide messenger RNA. RefSeq names its product serine/threonine-protein phosphatase 2A 56 kDa regulatory subunit gamma isoform (gene wrd). Gene Ontology annotation, biological process: signal transduction; protein dephosphorylation. Gene Ontology annotation, molecular function: protein phosphatase activator activity. NCBI's taxonomy places the organism in Eukaryota, Metazoa, Arthropoda, Insecta, Diptera, Tephritidae. The transcript has 8 exons. The record is from RefSeq and is a predicted model, not a curated record. The coding region runs from base 200 to 3643 and encodes 1147 amino acids. Gene Ontology annotation, cellular component: cytosol; nucleus; protein phosphatase type 2A complex.